UCCCAUGAGUCAACUUGAGUCAUUGGCCAAUCACUGACAUUUUGUGAGAGGUUUCUUCGUAUCAAGUAUUGAUUUCUGCCCAUCAUUUGGUCUUCUUUUUCGACAGCUGUUAAAAGAAAUAUGAAUGUCCUCGUUUAUUCCGGUCCGGGGACCACCAUUGAAAGUGUUAAACACUGUGUUGAGUCAUUGAAGCUUCAUUUAUCCCCCUUUUAUGCAGUAAUACCAGUGACCGAUACGGUAUUAUUAAAUGAACCAUGGAUGUUCAAAACAAGUGCUCUUGUCAUUCCAGGAGGUGCAGAUUUACCAUACUGUAAACUACUUAAUGGUAAUGGUAAUGAAAGAAUUAAGAAAUUUGUUAAACUGGGAGGGAAAUAUAUAGGAUUUUGUGCUGGUGCUUACUAUGCUUCUAAAAGAUGUGAAUUUGAAGUUGGCUCCCCGUUAGAAGUUACCGGUAAUCGUGAAUUACAAUUAUUCCCAGGAACGAAACAGGGUUGUGCUUAUAAAGGGUUUGUUUAUGAAUCUCAUCAAGGUGCAAGAGCAACUCCUUUAACUGUGAAUAAAAGUGUCUUAUCAAAGUGCUCAAAUACCGUUUAUAAUUAUUAUAAUGGUGGGGGUGUAUUUUUAAAUGCUCUGAGUCACCGUGGAGUUGAAGUUUUAGCAAGGUAUUCAGAAUCUCUUGAUAUUGAAGAUGAUGAUAAAGCUGCAGUGAUUUAUUGUAAAUAUGGUAAAGGUGAUGUGCUUCUUUCUGGAACCCAUCCUGAAUUUACUGCUUCGCUUAUGAGACCGACCGAUUCCCAUGCCCAACAUAUCUGCGAUACAUUGAAAGAUCAAGAUAUAGAAACCAAUAGAAAAUUAUUUCUCCAACAAUGUCUAAUGAAGUUAGGUCUUCGUGUCAAUGAAGACUUGAACAUUUCAAUACCGAAGACAACUCCAAUUUAUUUAUCAUCUUUCCAGCAGAAUAAAGCUUCGGAUUUGGUUAAGUCAUUGAAAAAUAACCUUGAUUUUGUCAAUGGCAAUACUUUGGAAGAUAAUACUGAUACUUUUGUCUUUCACGAUGAUGCAUUUAUGGAUGAAGAAGAAUCUGACGUCACCAAUAUUCAGGUAUGCUGUGAGCUUCCAGAUAAUAAACUCACUCCUUAUUUCAAUAUGAAAGAUUACUAUAAUCAUCUUGAAGAAUUGUUUAAAUCGGAACCAAUUGGUGACUUUGGAUCCUAUUUGGGUUAUGGUGAAGUAGUUACAUCUACAAAUGCUUUGUUAGAGUCUAAUCCUCAAUUAUUACGCCACUUACCCAAUGGGUUUACCUUCACCGCUACCACUCAGGUCGCUGGUCGUGGAAGAGGUGGGAACGUUUGGAUAAAUCCUAAAGGUGUCAUGGCCUCAUCAGUAUUAUUCAAAAUGCCAUCAGGAUCUUCAAUUGUAACUUUGCAAUAUUUAUGUGGAUUAGCAAUGAUUGAAGCCAUUUUAAGUUACGGAAGUGAUAAACCUGGCGAAGGUAUAGGAUAUGAAGAUAUGCCCAUCAAACUUAAAUGGCCUAAUGAUAUCUACGCCCUUAAGACUGAAUUCUAUAAAGACAUCAAUGAUAAAAACAUUUUUAACGAAACAGUGGAAGGUGACGAUCAAAAAUAUGCUAAAAUUUCAGGAGCUCUUGUCAAUUCACAAUAUUUAGAUAAAACAUUCCAUCUAGUCUGGGGUUGUGGUGUUAAUGUAUCCAAUUUUGCCCCAACUACUUCCCUUAAUAUGGUUUUAAAUCGCUUAAAUGAACUCAGACAAGAAAAACAUUUGGAACCUUUACCACCUUAUCAACAUGAAAAAUUAUUGGCCAAACUAAUGUUCAUCCUUGACAAGUUCUAUAAUGUCUUCCUCAAAUCAGGUUUGGCACCUUUCCUACCAUUAUACUACAAAAGAUGGUUUCAUAGUGAACAGAAAGUUAAAGUUGAUGUUGAAGGGUCUGGCCGAAAUCUUCGUACCUGUGUGAUCAAAGGUAUCACUUCCGACUACGGCCUAUUAAUUGCCCAAGAUACAAACACUGGCGAACGCUUAGAAUUGCAACCCGACGGUAACUCCUUUGACAUUUUUAAAGGUUUAGUAUAUAGAAAAGGUUAGUGUACAUAUAUUUUGAC
This is a messenger RNA of Hyphopichia burtonii NRRL Y-1933, 2120 nucleotides long. Its product is annotated as biotin--[acetyl-CoA-carboxylase] ligase. The record is from RefSeq and is a predicted model, not a curated record. The coding region runs from base 121 to 2103 and encodes 660 amino acids. Gene Ontology annotation, biological process: protein modification process. Gene Ontology annotation, cellular component: cytoplasm. Gene Ontology annotation, molecular function: biotin--[biotin carboxyl-carrier protein] ligase activity. The transcript has a single exon. Lineage: Eukaryota; Fungi; Ascomycota; Pichiomycetes; Serinales; Debaryomycetaceae.